AAAUAUCGCGUAGCUUCCGGACCUGGGCCCCCAAAGUUAACCCACCUUUGGCUCCCCAGCUCUUCGUCCUGGCCGGAGUCUCGCGCCGCCGAAAACCCUCCUCCUCCCGCCGGAGCCUGCCUGCUAUCUCGGGCCGAGGGAACUCUUCCUCCUCCCACCCAUCCACCCGGACGCGGUUCCUCUCGCUGGUAAGGCAGCCCUAGCCGGCUAGGCCCGCGCCAAGCCGAUGGACGAAACCCUAGCCGCAGAAGCCGGUGCCGCCGCCGCCGCCGCCGCCGCCGCGACGGAGGAGAAGGCGGUCCCGGAGCGGGAGACGGAGACGCUUGAGGAGGUCAUCUCGAGGCAUAGGAAGGAGAAAUCCAAACUCCAGGAUAAGGAAACAAGUCUGAAGAAAGCAGCUGCCAAAGGCAGCAAAGCUGAGCAGAAGGCCAAGAAAAAGCAGGUCGAGGAAGAGAUAUCGCGCCUCUCAGCUGCAUUAGAGGCGAAACAUGCUGCAGAGCUUGCUACUUUUGGGUACAAACCCGCAGAAAGCUCUGAAAAGGGGAACCUCGACACAUUGGUGAAGGCCAUAGCUGGCGUUUCUGUUUCUAGCAAUGCAGAUUCCGCGAAGCCGGGGAAGGCUGCAAAACGGCGAGAGAAAAAGGCAAAGGAAGAAGCUGCUCGAGAGCAGCGAAUUCAAGAAGAACAAACCAAUCUUGUCAGUGAUCGCAUGUUAGAAGACGGGAAACUUGGAAGGAGGCUUGAGCCCUUGGGGCUGACCAUUCAUGAGAUAAAGCCAGACGGCCAUUGCUUGUACCGUGCUAUCGAGAACCAGCUGUCACUCCAUUCCAAGGGCACUACACAGUACAAUCACCAGGAGCUACGGCAAAUGACAGCCAAGUAUAUGAGAGAGCAUGCCGCAGAUUUCCUCCCAUUUUUCCUAUCGGAGGGCAAAGCCGAAUCUGGACCAGACCCCUCGGAGAGCUUUGAAAAGUACUGCGAGGAGAUGGAGUCCACCGCUGCUUGGGGUGGGCAACUCGAGCUUGGUGCUCUGACACACUGCCUAAAGAAGCACAUCGUCGUAUACUCUGGCUCCUUUCCGGAUGUAGAAAUGGGCAAAGAAUACAACAAGUCAGGACCAGGAGGUGACCCUAGCAUCAGGCUUUCCUACCACAGGCAUGCCUAUGGCCUCGGCGAGCACUACAACUCGGUGAUACCCACUGAGUUAUCUUGAGGCAGGAAACCAAAUGUACUUGGCAUGUGUUUAUCCAUGAGAAGUCUUUCUGGUCAUUCUCUGGUUGAGUGUACCAAAUCAUAGAAUAUGUUUAAAUGGGAUUUUACUUCCCAAACAAUUUUGCCUGUAAAACGGUUUUGUUUACUUAUUUUGCUGUGGCUGCGUACUGUGUUGACUCUUCUCAUCA
This is a messenger RNA of Triticum urartu, 1400 nucleotides long. Its product is annotated as Cysteine proteinases superfamily protein. Lineage: Eukaryota; Viridiplantae; Streptophyta; Magnoliopsida; Poales; Poaceae. Gene Ontology annotation, molecular function: cysteine-type deubiquitinase activity. Gene Ontology annotation, biological process: protein deubiquitination. The record is from RefSeq and is a predicted model, not a curated record.